UUUGUCGUUAAAUAUAUAGCAAAAUCGUUUUCGAAUGGAGGGAAUAGUAAUUUGGAAUGAACCGAUUGGUCGUUUCCUUGAAUAUCAGGCUCUCGAUCAGGACGCCGCCUCUCGACAGAUCAAAUGAAGCCCAUCCAGAAAAUGGGCCCAUCAGGCCUGAUACCGACAUUAUCAGGUUAGAAUAAGUUCACUUUACGUCCCUCUAUUUUGUUGCUUAGUCCGAUUUACGUCCCUGAACCGCAAACCGGGUAUGACCCGUCCCCCAACCCCCAACUUACGAAAACCGGACAAGCGAGAUCCCUCGGCAGUAUGAAGGGCGGUUUUGGCCGACGUGGCGCCUAUGUGGCUAAUUUGACUCAGUCUUCAUCUGACGUGGUAUUGACAUGGCGCUGACAUGGCAAUUCGAUCUAGAAAAAUAUUAAUCCAUGUGGGACCCACAUGUCACUUUAACGCACAAAUUAAUAAAAUGAUGGGCCCCAUGUGGAUCCCACAUGUCAUUAUCACCCUUCUCUUCUUCCUCUCCUCCCUCCCUCUUCACGGCGUCACGAGGAGGUCCGGUGGUGGUGGCCGACGACGCGACAACGACGAAACGGGAGAAGGCUGGGUGUCGGCGGCGAGAGCGUUGGGGGGAGGGGCUCCGCGUGGGGGGCGCCGCCCGCCCCGAGAAGCUACUCCUCGUCUUCGUCCGCGGCGCCGGCGCAGAGCCCGCGCGGGGGCUCGAGGAGUUCAGGGCCGUGCACGUGGGCGGAGGGAUGCAGCAGCAGUUCGGCGCCACGCGGUGGCGCCGGAGAUGUCGCCACUCGCCGGCGGGAGGCAGCGGCGGGCGGAUCUCCAUGGCAGAAGCGGCAUCGCCCAUCAACAACCGGCUCGCCGCGGGCCGUCAGCGGCGGCGCCGCCAUGGCUGAAUUCUCGUCAGCGAAAUGCUGCAUGAAAUCUCGGCGGACACCAGAAGCAACCUGGUGUGAUUUUGGUUAGCUCUGUUAAUUAAUUACCGGCUAAAUAAACACAUCCUUUUCACUUUUUUCCUUAACCAUCGUUCACGAGCACGGUGACAGCCGGGCCACCUCGGCCUACCACCAGCGGCCUCGGCGGAGGAGCGCACCUCGCCUCCGCACGCCGGCUGCCGGGCUCUUCGCACCGGCGCGGACUCCAGCGUCAUCGGAGCAGCUCACUGAAUGGCCGCGGAGCUGCGCGAAGGGGGAGCAGGCAGGCGGUGAGGUCGUGGCGGUGGUGGAGGGCCGCUCCGCCCCGCUCGUCGCCCGCUCCGCCGGCCGCCGCCCGCCACGGAGGAAGACGGAGAGGAGAGCAACAAUGGCGAUGGGGAGCAGUGGGGGAUAGAGAGAAGGAGAGAGAGGAUAGAGAGGGGAUAGAGAUAAGGGGUAGUGAAGAUGACAGGUGGGUCCACGUGGGCCCCACCAAUUAUCUAUUAUUGUGUGUGUGAAACUGACAUGUGGGUCCCAUAGGAUUUAUUAUUUUUUUAUUGAAUUGCCACGUAAUCGCUAAGUCAAUGCCACGGCAGAUAAAGAUCGAGUCAAAUUAGCCACAUAUGCGCUACCUCAGCCAAAACCGGGAUCCCGAGGGACCUUAUUUAAACGGUUUCAUAAGUUGGACGACCUGUCGUACCCGUUUUGCGAUCAAGGACGAAAAUCGGACUGGCCGGCAAAUAAAGGUACCCAAAGUGAACUUAUUCCCAUCAGGUUCGACAUUAUCAGGUUGGGCCUUGGUUAAUUAGCACAAAUCGACCAAGCCCAAGACGGCAAAGCACCAUCACCUUCCUUCCGCUCUCGCUCUCCUCAAACUUUCGAGCUCGUCGCGGAUUCUCCAGCAUACAGCUCGAGCGCGGGGUGGGUCGAUCCGAGGCGCUCCUCGCGUACUCCGGUAGGUGUGAUGAACGAGGAGAAGAGGGCGAGGGUGGGGGAUACUGCCGAGACCCCGCGGAAAUCCCCUCGCCUGGAUCGGCCAGCUGCGGCGGCGGCGGCGGCGGCGCCGUUAACCAGCAACGGCGUGAUGGGCGAGAAGAAGAAGAAGAAUGCGACGCGGGAUGUGAGCGAUUGGUGUUGGUGGGGGAAAGCGGCGGCAUUACUAUCCGGCGGCGACCGCCGUACUCGACGGUGCCGCCAUGUCUUGUGUGAGCAGGCUGACAUUGAUGUGGCCAUAACACUGAUCAAGACCCGCGUUGACACCCCGGUGUGUUGUGUUAACAAGUGUGAUGAUACUGAGGGGAGGGAAAUCUCGGUGUGUUUGGAUUGCCAGUUGAGUUUCUGCACGGCACACGGGAAGCCGCACGUCUUUAUGAACGACCAUUGGAUUGCUCUGGUGUACAAGAGGCCCAAUGUGGCGCAUUGCUUCGCGUGUGAAGAGUGCUAUUUCAUCAGAACCGACAGUCUCGGGGAGGGAAUGGCGGUCGGUGAGAAUGGCUUCUCCAUCGGUACCCAUAAGAAGGAUGAGAAGGGAAUGACGACGGUCAACAAUGAGGCAGGUGUUCAUGCAUCUAUGGUGUCUGAUUAUGAAAGCGCCCUCAUGGUGGCUUUACUCAGUGAUGUCGGUACUCCACGGUGCAGGCAUGACAUGUAUAACAAGGAUGAGGUUGAUUUGGUCCAAAGACGGAUCAUGUUCUGCGAUAUCACCAGAAUGUGUAGUGAUUGUGACAACAUCAGUGUGCUUAUGAUCUUUGUGUGCUUGGGAUGUGAAAAGCCUUUCUGCACUGUACACUCCAGUUUACAUGCUGAGAGCACCAAGCAUUUGGUUGGUCUGGUGUACCAUAACCCGUAUGUGGCGUGCUGCUUCCUGUGUAGUGAAACCUUUGUCCUCAUUGGUGAGGGGGAUAAGAGGAUGCCAGUUGACAAAGCGGCAGGUGGUUAUGCAUCUGAGUCAGUUAUUGGGCAUGCCCAUGCUAUCAAAGGGAUACCGAAUCUUGGAAACACUUGCUACUUGAAUUCAUUGAUGCAGUGCCUCCUUGUGCUUGGAAAACUGCGGGCAAGGAUGUUAGGACCGGACGCUCCAUCAGGGACCCUUGGUACUGCAUUGCAUGACCUCUUUGAGCAAACAUACAGUGUGAAUAAUGCAACAGGCCUGCUGGAGACGUCAUUGCUCUUGGAUUGUGUAUGCAAUUUGGACCCACAGUUCGUAGGAGGUUUUAUGCAUGAUAACCAUGAAUUGCUUUGCUGUUUACGUAAAAAUUUGGAUGAGGAGGAGAGGAUGAGGACGCCUCCUAACAUGCAAGACAGUUCUGCUGGUGCAGUGCCUCCUACGGUUUUUAAUUCCAUUUUCGGUGGUCAGCUAUUUGUUACCAGAUCGUGCAAAUGUUGCUCGUUUUGUUCAGUUUCCCACGCUGUAUUCUAUGAUCUCUCAGUACCAGUACCACCGAAGAAGCCUCCAGCCAAAAGUGUUGAAUCAACACCAUGGAUUGAAGGUCACAGAUCUCAACCGAAGAUUUGUAUCAACCAGUUUGAAGCAAUACAUAAGAGGAACACAGAAAAGACUCAUAGAAUUGUUGAAGAUGCCGAUUCUGAUCCUGCUUCAGAAUUGAAAGAUAUGGUCAUGGUGAAAACAUCAGAGCCAUUGGAAGUUGGUAAGUUCAUGCGCUCCGCUCAUGUACUGAGUAAAGGAAUGGAAGGCAAUAUUAAACAGUCCUGCAAACGUGCAUGGUGUAUCAGAAGUCAGAACAUAAAACUUUUCAUGAUUGAAAGCACCAAACUAUGGUAGUACCACAAAUAUUUGUUACUAGCUUUUGUUCU
Messenger RNA from Oryza sativa Japonica Group (Japanese rice), 3737 nucleotides. The record is from RefSeq and is a predicted model, not a curated record. Lineage: Eukaryota; Viridiplantae; Streptophyta; Magnoliopsida; Poales; Poaceae.